AUGCUCCCCGGCGGGGUCACGACUCAGUACGUAGACAACUGGGUCGCACAAGGUCUGUUCACACCAGAGAGUAUACUGGAGAGGUUCCUACUGAAGCGAACGAACACAUACAAUAUCAACGCAGAGGGUCUGGAAGCGGCUUUCGACUCGGUUGCUUCCGAAGACGAGACAGGAAUACAACGUAUCGACGACGCCGGAUUUAUCAAACUUCUCACGUGUUCAAAUGUCCUACCCAAAUACCUCACGAAUGUGGGUACCAUUCUUUUUCAAAGCAUACAUUACCUCUCGAUAUAUCCAUUCCGUCAUGAGCACCCCUCAGCGCUCACUUUGAGUGAACUGACCCGUGGACUUCUCUGGCUGAUGCCAUACGAAAAGGGAGUCACAUUCAAGUCAUGGGGAGGUGGCUGGUGUGAGCUUAGCCCAGCAGACCAUAGAAGACUUAUCUUCCAAAGUCUAGCUACAGAGCGAAACGGCCACGAGCUGCCCUAUGAUGUUGAUGACUGGAGAAGAGAAGCCCGUCGUCGUGCCUAUGAGUUGCCUGACGAGAAGAUCAAAUCAACGCUUCCCCAACUCGGGGACCCAAACUACGAUGAAUGGGGAGAUGAGCUGUACCAUGAUCUGCUCAGUGUAGUGAUGACUGCCCAGCCUAAGAGGAACCUUCCUCUAGCCGGGGAGCCGCGCGAUGCCUUUCGCCCUUUGGCAUCGCGACUACAUGAACGUGAGCCUCCUCGGCUCUACAGGUUUACCAUACCGGCCGACAGAUUGCGAGUCUUUGUACAACUCAUGCUCUAUCACACCUUCGAAAUCUCCGGGUCUCCCUCUUGGAUAGGCACCUGGGAGCUUGAGCUGGUUACUGACUGUAUAAUACGGGCAUUCGUGCAAAGCUCUGAUGUUGGGAUCAACUGGCCAAUGUUCGAUGAGGGUUGUAGGGCUGCGCCAUUUCUUCUACAUGCUUUGAACUAUGUCAUCAGCUCUCUCUGGACUGAAUCACCUCGUCUUGAGGCGAGUAUACAGCAGUGCAUGCGGCAGCCUGGAAAAUUGUUCAAACCCCCUAUUGUUGCACAACUCAACACGAUCUUCAACAAUGCCCGCAUUAUUUGGUUCGAAUAUCUCAAAUUUUCCUGGUUUCUUGGUAAUCAAAACCUCCGGAUCAGCGCAUCAGAACUAGUAGCAACAAUCGAGGAAUCGGAGGAUCGAAUUCUCAUUCUUGUGUCUGCAAAAGACACUAAAACACAAGAAGACUACCUGUUGGGCAUGUUCAUCCCAUCUCCAAACAAAGACGGGCAUCGAAUACAGUCCAAGCAAGAAGCGGACUGGCCAAUAUGUUCUCUUUUCGAGCUAAGCCCUAUUCAGAGCAUUUUUGGAGGAAACCUAGAAUGUCCUGCAUGGACACUGAGUGGGGACGAACUCUCGUUCGGUGACCCAGAAAAUGGAGUCGCUCUGGUGCUGAAGAAUGGUCUUUCACAGGCAUCAUUUACCCAGAGGGUGAAUGGUCGGAAUGCGCCGAUCUAUGAGCCGACUCUCUGGCGGGGAAGCUUUUCUAUAGACCUGGAUGUGGAUGGAAUUGAGAUCUGCUAUGAAGAUACCAGUAGCUCGGCGGAAGCGGCUACUGAUUCGGACCAGGAUAAUUUCGGUUCCGUACCUAUGGAGUAG
Penicillium daleae is the source of this 1653-nucleotide messenger RNA. RefSeq lists its product as uncharacterized. The coding region runs from base 1 to 1653 and encodes 550 amino acids. The record is from RefSeq and is a predicted model, not a curated record. Lineage: Eukaryota; Fungi; Ascomycota; Eurotiomycetes; Eurotiales; Aspergillaceae. The transcript has 2 exons.